AAAGGCAGAGAUAUUCUCGGUAGACACAAUUGCAAUCUUCCCUGUGCUUAUCAUCUCUACCCUUUAUAUCACUUCUCAUUAGGAUAUCUCUACAAUGGCCCACCAAAACCGCCUUGCAAACGCGCACGUCCUCGUAUUUGGGGGAACAUCAGGCGUCGGCUUCGCCAUUGCCAACAUGGCCCUCUCCUCCGGGGCCAAAGUCACCAUUUCAGGCUCCAGCCAGCCCAAGGUUGACGCCAAAGUCGAGCUUCUGCGUUCCAUGUAUCCAAACACGCCCGCUACCAAUGUAGCAGGCUUCGCCGCCGACCUGACCGAUAAGGCCAACCUCGAAAAAAACCUGAGCGCAGUACUAGACAAAGCAACCGAAAACGGAAAGAAUAAAAUCAACCACAUUAGUUUCACAGCCGGAAACGCCAUCACUACAUUCAAGAUUGGUGAACUGGAAACAAGUACUGCGCUCGAUGCCUUUACCGUCCGCUUCCUCGCUCCGUUCGCCUUGGGGAAACUCAUUGCCAACGGCGACUACAUGCCCAAAUCUCCCUCCAGCUCCAUCGCCUUGACCGCUGGUUCAAGCACGCACCGCCCAUCUCCAGGUUGGACUAUGACCGCAGCCAUAGGUGGCGCCCUCGAGGGCUUAACACGAGGUCUUGCGGUAGAGCUGGCUCCGAUUCGAGCCAAUCUCGUAGCCCUUGGUGGCGUAGAUACGGAGCUGUUUCAGAGUCUUACUACUGGGAUUCCGGCUGAGUAUAUUGAUCAGAUGAAGAAGGGAAUGAGUCUGACGGGGGAGAUUGGUCGGCCAGGAGACAUUGCUGAGGCGUACGGAUGGAUCAUGAAGGAUAGGUCUGCCAAUGGCGCGCAGGUAAAUAGCGAUGGUGGGCAUUGUCUUGUUGGUUCCACAUCAUAACUUCCUUUGCUGUAACUAGUGACAUGUAAAAAGUAGCACAGCUUAAUCUAUGCUGAUUUCCAGUCCCCCAUAUUGUACUUCCUGUCUGACGCGAUCUGACACUCUACAAUCUGCCACAAGGCCUCUGAAACCUCGC
Molecule: messenger RNA, 1040 nt
Organism: Bipolaris sorokiniana ND90Pr
Lineage: Eukaryota; Fungi; Ascomycota; Dothideomycetes; Pleosporales; Pleosporaceae
Exons: 1
Coding region: 95-904 (269 amino acids)
Molecular function (GO): oxidoreductase activity
Source: RefSeq, a predicted model, not a curated record